Molecule: messenger RNA, 729 nt
Organism: Nilaparvata lugens (brown planthopper)
Lineage: Eukaryota; Metazoa; Arthropoda; Insecta; Hemiptera; Delphacidae
Gene: Dad1
Product: dolichyl-diphosphooligosaccharide--protein glycosyltransferase subunit DAD1
Exons: 3
Coding region: 106-444 (112 amino acids)
Biological process (GO): protein N-linked glycosylation
Cellular component (GO): oligosaccharyltransferase complex; membrane
Source: RefSeq, a predicted model, not a curated record
GUUGUGCGCUACCUAUACUCUCAACGUCAACUGAACUUAGGUUAUCUAAACUUUAGUACGUGUCUUAUGUUAACCGGUUAAAAAGUAUUUAAUUUAAUUAUAACUAUGGCAAAUUUGAGUACUGUGCUUGGUAAAUUCUAUGACGAAUAUGCAAACAACACUCCUAAAAAAUUGAAAAUCAUAGACGCUUAUUUGUUGUAUGUUUUCCUGACAGGAGUAAUUCAGUUCUUGUACUGUUGUUUAGUGGGAACUUUCCCUUUCAAUUCAUUUUUGAGUGGGUUUAUUUCAUGUGUUAGUAGUUUUGUGCUUGCAGUAUGUUUGAGACUGCAAGUGAAUCUUCAGAAUAAAAACCAGUUCUGUGGAAUAAGUCCAGAAAGAGGAUUUGCCGAUUUCAUUUUUGCACAUUUGAUACUUCACCUAGUUGUCAUCAACUUUAUCGGCUAAGCUGGUGAGUAUAGAUUAAUUACAAACUAAGCAAAAGCAAUGUGAUCGUGAUCAGUACACGUGGAAUGGAGUCCAUGGUGAAUGGAAUUAUAAUGAACUGGUUUUUGUGUUCAAUUAUCAUCUUUAAAUUAGGUCUUCAACAGAUAUAGAUGAAUAUUUCUUUUCGUUUAUUCUAGAUCUACGACUGCAAUCAACACCAAUAAAUGUGCACUAAACUGUCAAGUUAAUCGUCUUGUUUCUGAAUAUUUUGAUUGUAUUAUCGAAUAUAGAAGAAAUCUUUCUUAA